AUGUUUGCCCAAGCAGUGGAUCAAGCGACCAGUGUUACGGAGGAAUCAAAGAAAGCAGCUAUAGAGCAGCUUAAUAAGGAAGGGAACGUUUUAUUUGGAUGUAAAAAGCUCUCGGAGGUGGUUCAAUUUGAGUGCGGCAGAUACACUGAAUGCAUAAAAGGAGUUGAAGACAUACUAGAGCUGAUGGAUGUGCAACAACUGGACGACAAAAUUGUCAUUUCAAACCUUCAACGGCAGCUGAAAAGAGCCUAUGAUCAUGUUCCUACAUCUUCUCUGCAAGAGCAACUACAAAGACGAUUGAAAAUCUUUGCAUGUUUUCCACGAGAUCGUGCAUCUAUGUUCACAUCGCCUGAGUGUUUUAGAAUUGGAAACGAUGUCGCCGAACCCCUUUCCGUUGAAGUUCCGAAAGAUUCUCUAAAGAAAGGCGACAUAAUUUCGUUUUUCUUCGCUGGUAUUGGGGAUGCGCGUCAUUUGUAUGCAACAAUCAUCGAUCUCCAUGAAUCUGGGAAUAGAACCACUGCCACCCCUCGAAAAUAUCAUUUCGUUGCAAAUGAUCUCAAUAUAUGCUCUCUGACCCGAAAUCUUAUUAUCUGGACACUUCUUGAUGAGUUGUCUGCAUUAGACCAUGGUUCGGACCAGGGAUUGAUGGUAUUGACAACUAUUUUCUCCAUUUACAGACCCAUUAUCAUGCCAGGCUACGUCUACAAACUUUUGUGUACAACAAUGGAAGCUAUUCUUGCUAAAUUGGACAAGGGAGUUAGUCCUGUCGAGUGGGUGACCCUUCACGGUUACGACAUUCCAAGAUACAUCGAUGUUCUAAAACACUGGGCUAGUAAUGGCUUUGGGAUAUUUACUACCGAAAAGGUUAUCCAAGGCACACGCGACAAACUGAGCCAACAAUCACUACUUCAUGACUCCCGAGACAUUAGCAAAGUUUGCACUGAGGAGAAGGAGUUUUAUGCCAACUAUGCUCUUGUUUAUCCUCCGGAGAAGAUAAUUCUUUCACAGGAACCACGGUUGAAAAAGCUCAUCACGAAAGCAUUGGAUUACAUCGGCGGUCAUUUAUCGACAUUUCUUUACGUGGUCCCCCUCUUAAAGAUUGGUAGGAGCAGUUAUCUCAAAUCAAACUGUCUACGUAACCCGGGAUCCUGGGAUUGCCUGGAGGCAUUUCUAGCAGAUUAUCAGUGUAUCACUGACAAAGAAAUGCUGCGAGAAUUAAGAGGCGUUGUUGCAGCUCUUGAGCCAGGUAAAGAUGAAUUGUUGCCGUUGAUUAAAUACAACUCAUACUCGCGGGAGGCACUCGAUUUCACAGGAUGCCUGGUCCGCAUUGUUACCUCAGGCUGA
Molecule: messenger RNA, 1344 nt
Organism: Botrytis sinoallii
Lineage: Eukaryota; Fungi; Ascomycota; Leotiomycetes; Helotiales; Sclerotiniaceae
Exons: 5
Coding region: 1-1344 (447 amino acids)
Source: RefSeq, a predicted model, not a curated record